Molecule: messenger RNA, 568 nt
Organism: Penaeus indicus
Lineage: Eukaryota; Metazoa; Arthropoda; Malacostraca; Decapoda; Penaeidae
Product: cytochrome c oxidase subunit 7A1, mitochondrial-like
Exons: 4
Coding region: 187-528 (113 amino acids)
Biological process (GO): mitochondrial electron transport, cytochrome c to oxygen; regulation of oxidative phosphorylation; mitochondrial respirasome assembly
Source: RefSeq, a predicted model, not a curated record
AAGGAUCAAGUCCAUCCCAUCAGCUUCUAAGCCAGCGAAGAGGGGCGUGGCUUCUGGGCGAACUUAUCUUGAGGAAGCUGAGUGGCGGCGGCGUGGCUUAUGUCUUUGACUCAGAAUAUGACCGAUAGUCUCACAUCCUGAGUCACUCCGUGUUACCUGAGGAGCGGAAAGGAGGAAUAGAUAACAAUGUACGAGUGGAAAAAUUCGACCGGCCGGCUCUCGACGCCUACAGUGCAGACGCCUGCGAAACUGGGGGCCACUGCUGAGGGUCCAGGCAUCAUCUACCCAUCUGGCACAACCUUCCCCAAGGAGGCUCCGAGAGGCAGAGGCAACUUCAGUGAGGUGCCAGGGUUCCUCGCCCAGAAGAUGCAGAUGUUCCAGAAGGCGAACAGCGUGCCGGUCCACCUGAAGGGCGGCCCCCUCGACAAGGUGCUGUUCGGCGCCACCCUCGUCAUGUGCACCGUCGGCCUCACCGGCUGCCUCAGCUUCUUCUACGACAUGAGUUUCCCCAAGAAGAGCGAAGACUGAAUGCCCUGCCGGAGUCCGAAGGGCGCAGAGGCCGAGGGAC